Messenger RNA from Penicillium verrucosum, 1365 nucleotides. RefSeq lists its product as uncharacterized. The record is from RefSeq and is a predicted model, not a curated record. Lineage: Eukaryota; Fungi; Ascomycota; Eurotiomycetes; Eurotiales; Aspergillaceae. Bases 1 to 1365 code for a protein of 454 amino acids. The transcript is spliced from 3 exons. Gene Ontology annotation, biological process: oxalate metabolic process.
AUGCAGAUUACACACAUUCUGUUAAACCUGGCAUGUCUGCAGGCUACAUGGGCUAUCCCUGCCCCGGACCACAGCCUACAGAAGCUACUCCAAGUACCAGCUGGCCAUCCCGCAGAAUGGUUCGGUCAACAGCCGAUUUCACGACAUCCGCCUUUCUCUCCGGGACACAAGGACCCGUAUGAUCACAAGGUCGACUCUGUUGGCGACGAGCGACAGCCAUUGCCGUUCCGCAAUGGAGAUGGCACAACCGUGAUGGGACCUCGGAAUCGAGAUCGUGAACGCCAGAAUCCUGAUCUUGUUCGUCCGCCGAGCACCGAUCAUGGCAGUAUGCCUAACAUGCGAUGGAGUUUUGCGGAUUCACAUAUCCGGAUUGAGGAAGGCGGAUGGACCCGACAAACAACUAUCCGCGAGCUACCCACUAGCCGUGAACUGGCUGGUGUGAACAUGCGUCUGGAUCAAGGGGUCAUCCGUGAACUGCAUUGGCAUACGGAGGCCGAAUGGGCCUAUGUUCUUGCUGGAAAAGUGCGAGUCACCGCGCUGGACUUGGAAGGCGCCACUUUUAUGGACGACUUGGAGGCAGGAGAUCUGUGGUAUUUCCCCGCGGGACAUCCACACUCGCUCCAAGGUCUUGGUGAAAAUGGCACGGAAUUUCUUCUGAUCUUCGAUGAUGGGAACUUCUCCGAAGAGUCCACUUUCGUGUUGACUGAUUGGUUGGCGCACACUCCCAAAGCAGUCCUAGGAGAGAACUUCCGGAUGUCACCUGAAAAAUUCGACAAUAUCCCGUCAUCCGAGAAGUACAUAUUCCAAGGCUCAACCCCUGGAAGCAUUGACCAGGAAAAACCACGCACAUUCAAGAAGUCAAAGAUAAACUUUACACACCAUAUGCACGCCCAAGAACCCCUUGAAACAAGCGGGGGUCGUGUGCGUAUUACCGACUCCUCAAACUUCCCAAUUUCCAAGACCGUAGCAGCUGCCCAUCUAGAGAUCGCUCCGGGCGCCCUACGCGAGAUGCACUGGCACCCCAACGCCGACGAAUGGAGCUAUUUCAAGAAAGGUCGUGCGCGAGUUACGAUCUUUGCCGCGGAAGGAAAUGCCAGAACAUUCAACUACAUGGCCGGUGACGUCGGUAUCGUCCCUCGGAAUAUGGGACACUUUGUCGAGAACCUGAGUGACGAUGAACCGCUAGAGGUAUUGGAAAUCUUCCGAGCGGACCGAUUCCGGGAUUUCUCUCUGUUCCAAUGGCUUGGUAGCUCACCGCGCCGGAUGAUUGCCGAGAAUAUAUUCCCCGGUGAUGCUAAGGCUGCGGCGGAAUUUUUGAAAAAGAUCGAAGAUGCUGAGAAGGACCCAAUCAAGGAUACAAUCUGA